AUGGCGUCCUGCCUCAUGGUUGGGUUGACCCUGGCACUCCUGGGCCCGGGCUUGGCUUCUGGCGCCGAGAGCUGCAGCUCCACAGCGGGGUCGCUGAUGCUGCAAGCCAGGCGAGGUCUCCACAAACACGCGGUGAGCGAGGUGGUGACGGCGUCCAUGGGCCUUUGGACCGACGAUGCCUCGGCUUUCCAAGGUGGCUCCUGCGAAUACGCCAGCGCAUCGCAAGGUGGUCUUGAGUCGCCGUCGGCCACAAGCAAAUACCUGGAAUCCCGGGCUGUUUGCCUGGCCAACCCUGCGAUCUACGGCGGCGGAGUCGCCUGUGGCUCCUGCUGGAAGGCUGAGCGAGAGGGUCAGGGCAGCAUGGUGGUGCAGAUCAUCGGGUCUCAUGGAGGCUCCAACAACUUGGACUGCUUCUCCGACGCCUUCCGCACCAUCGCCGGUGCGGACGGCGGCACUUUCGAGGUCCGCCUUGAGCCCGUCGAGUGUGAGGUGAAUGGCGCAGGGCCAGUGGCGACCAUCGUGGAUGGGGACAACGCCUGGUACACACGAGCCAUCUUCUCCAACUUGCCUCAUGCCGUCCUGGCUGCCUGGAUAUCCGUGGAUGGGAAAGCGACGGAGAUGCGUCGUGUAUCGGGAGCGACUUGGGAGGCCAACCUCGGAGGUGGUGGCUCUGUUGUUGGUUUCAAGGUGAGCCUGGAGGGCGGAACGGAAAUGGCCUUCCGCGACUGCUUCAGCUCGUGGCCUGUGGCGAAAGGAAGUUCCUGCAGCACCUCCGGCUCCGGGCCCUCGCCGGGCCCUUCUCCUUCUCCGACUCCGACUACUCCAACUCCGGCACCUUCUCCGACUACGACAAAGCUGACCACGACCACCGUGAUGGCCACCACCACCACCACGGCUCCAACUCCAACUCCGUCACCUGCGGAGUGUGCCGCUCCAGGGGACGACUGCCGCGAUGCCGGCUGCUGUCAGCAAGCUGGGCAGACCUGCUAUGAGAAGGAUGCCUUCUUUGCGGCCUGCCGCAGCAGUUGCGUGCCCGGCAGCGUGAACCCCAGGGACCCGGAAGAGUUCCGAACGCCCUGGACAUGCGAGAUUGUCGGCAACACCAACCCAAGCCCAACUCCAGCUCCAACUCCGUCGCCAUCCCCGGUGCGGCCCGUGCCUUCGCCCGGUCCAGGACCCUCGGGUGCCUUCCGCACUUCAGAAGUCGGCUCCAGCAAGGACCGCCUCUUCGAGUUUGUUCGGGUGCUGACCAAUCAGCCCGUUUCAGGCUCCAAGGCUCGCGCAGUGCAAUCUUCUGGCGGAGCAGCUGGGGGCAUCGUGUCCGAGAGUCAGGGCUAUGGCCUCCUCCUUGCAGGGACGCUGCUGGCUGCCAUGGACUCUGAUUCGGAUUUUGGCCGCGUCUCCGAGCUUACCUACGAGCUUUUCCUCGGAUGGCGCCGCAUGUGCGAGCUGAGCGCAGCGGGCGGCAGCUGUCAGGACGAUGAGGGUUUCCAGUGUGGCGGUGGCCAAUACCCGUGCCUCCCACAUUGGAAGUUCGGCGAGGAUUUGACCCAGGUCGUCGGAAAGGGAGCUGCGCCAGAUGGGGACGUCGACGCCUUGUUGGGCAUGUUGUUGGCUGUGUUGGCUCUGGAAGGCACAAGCCGCGAGCCGGCCUGGCUCGGCGAGGUGGGCCAGUGGGCCUACGACACCUGCAAGCAGUUUUAUCUCAGCUCCACCGUGGCCUCCCCAAGUGGCCAGCACCAGAUCGUGAAGUUGGGCUCCUGCUGGGGCGGCUGGGGAACGCAAGGGCAGAACCCCAGCUACCACGCGCCCGGUGUCUACCGGCUCUGCCGGGACUACAUGGCCUCUCACGAUGAGAAAUACGGCGGGUCCUCCACGGAGGGCGAUGGCUUUGCAAGAGAUUGGGAGACGCUCAUCGCCACGAGCUACAAGAUGCUUGCGGCCACGCAGUGCCCUUCGACGGGAUUGGUCCCGAACUGGGCUCAGAUCUUCGAAGAUGGACGCCGACUCCGGGCUCAGACGGGCUUCAGCGGCAGCGGCACGCCGGGUGCGGAGUUCGGCGCCGAGGCGUCGCGGACCAUCUGGCGAGUGGUGGUGGACUUCCUGCUGUAUCCUUCCGAGGCGCGCCCAGCCGCCGACUUCCUGAGUCCGGUUGCCAAGCACUUGGGGAAGAAGGAGAACUCUGGGCGAUGGGCGUCUUCCCUGGAUGUGGAUGGCGCUUGCCUGGUGGAGACCAUCCACCCAGGAUGGCAGGUUAACAUGUUCAUGGCGGCGCCCACCUUCGCCAGCCUUGUCUGCCCAGCGGAGCUCGAGGGCGGCAGACAGCAGGAGCUUCUGGACUCGGCCGGCAGGCUCUUGGCCAGCAAGCGCAUCCGGGACUACUACUCCGGCAGCUGGGUGGCCAUCAGCACCAUGACUCUCAACGGCGACCUGGCCAAAGCAGCCGCCAAUGCUAAGAUCGGGUCGGCAGCACGCUCCGCCUCGGCGCCCGUGAAGCUGAUCUCUUGA
This is a messenger RNA of Symbiodinium sp. CCMP2592, 2508 nucleotides long. Lineage: Eukaryota; Dinophyceae; Suessiales; Symbiodiniaceae. The record is from the annotation of a GenBank genome assembly.